GAUGAGCAGAAAUAAACAGAUGAAAAUGUACAGUUAAUUUAAUUAACUGCAACUUCUAAAAAGAUACCGCGGGUGUAAUCAAAGUCAAAAUAAACAUGAUUUAUAUUUUUUCGUCGUUCUGAAAAACAAUUUGAAAAGAAUUAUGGAAUUGUAUGAUAAUGAAAAGUCGUUUGAUGCUGUUCAUCUAACUUCGCAUUUUGAGGAUUCUACUUUACUGGAACCACCAGCAGCAACUAAACCUUCUGACCUGGUUCCUAAACCUGAAUCAAGAAUAGGGACUAUUCUUGAUUCAAUUAAUUUCUCUGUAGCAUCUGAUGCUAGUGAAUUUGAUAAUACUGUUUUCCCUAACGUCCAACAUCCUAUUACUAGAAAUUAUCCACCACCUUUUGGCUGUAUUGAAUUGUCCCCAGGUCGUACAAUUUCAAAUUUAAACAUGGACCCAACUACUAGUGUUCGUCCAAAAGUCAAAAAUCGUGUUGAAGAUGUUCGUGAACCAGGUUUGAGUACGUUCCAACAAUGUACUGAAACGGGUUUUAACUCUAACAUAAAUAGCAAACCACUUCAAACAAGUCGGCAAAACUUUGUCUCUCCGCAUCUACAUCAAUUCACUAAUAAUUCAUCAAAAAAUCAUAUAUUAGACAAGAAGGGUGAAUUUAGACCAGAAUUUAAUAGGCAACAUGCAAUAAACACUCCUUUCUUAUCUGGCCACCAUGAUUUUCCCUGUGAGACACAGAAUGUUACAAAUACGCUAAAUAAAUCAGACUCAGUUAUUGUUCUGUCUAAACAACUUCAACAUCAAGAAAGUAAUGAUAUGAAUGAUUACUUUAAUAGUGGUAAAUAUGUGGUUGACAAUGCAUCAAAUCCAAUAAAAAUGGAUAAAAAAUUCAGGAAACACCGUAGUUUGGGUGGAAGAGAUGAAGGAUCAGUUUGUUCUAAAUUUCAGCAAGAAUCACAUUACGUAGACUCUGGCAUUUCCUCAGCUGAUAGUUUAAGCAACAUUUCCAAGGAGAGUGUUCUCAAUGAAAUUUUGACUUUAUUGCAUCGGCAAAAUGAAGAAAUUAAAGAAUUGCAAACUCAACAAUCUGAAAGACAAUUGUCAGUGGACAAAAAGUUCGAUAUGAUUAAUAGCAGUUUAAAAAAUAUAAUGCAGUACGUAGUAGAUAAUAAUAACUCAAUACCCACAUUAAGGGAUGAAGUUAGGAGUAGAAAUGACAAAGCUGAACCUUUUGAUGUUUCAAGUUCUGGUACAUCUUCAAAUAGUGAAGUUCAUGCUGCUUCUACUAAAGAUAAAUCUAAAGAUGGCGUAAUGUGCCACAAUGAGACACAUGUAAAAAAAACCUCAAGUAGUACAAUGACAAGUAUAACUUAUGAUGGUAAUGACAAGUUGCUGUUUCACAAAACUACGGUUGUCACAGAAAACUGCCAACAAGGCUUAUUACUUCAAUGUUCACAAAAUAAGGUUCCUCCUGUUAAAAGUACUCAAGCAAAUAAUUCUAAAAACCAUUCUAGCGAAGUUGUUACAAAUUAUUAUUCUAAGUGUAGUGCUCCAAAGUCCUUAGAUCCGAAGAAGUUAAAGUCAAAGGAACUGGUAAAAAGCGACCAAGGCUGUGAAAAUGUUACUCCCAGUAGUGAUCGUCAUUCCCCUGCAUCUUCAGCUUUAAAAAUUAGAACCAGCAAUGGCAAAAACUCGAGUCCACUGUCUGACUCUAGUAGAGAAAAUCAAAAAAGGGAAAUCAGACAAUCACCUAAGAAAAGAAAUGUUCAUAAUUGUGACCUUAUUGCGGUAAGUAAUUUAUUUCUUUUUUGUAACUCUAUUCAGUAUUAAGAUUUAUUUUAGAAGCCAACAAAGUUUGUUGUAAACACACAUUACUAUGUAAUCUUAACCUUUUAAUGUAAUGUCUAAUUGUCCCAUCCAUUUUUUAAG
Molecule: messenger RNA, 1924 nt
Organism: Parasteatoda tepidariorum (common house spider)
Lineage: Eukaryota; Metazoa; Arthropoda; Arachnida; Araneae; Theridiidae
Source: RefSeq, a predicted model, not a curated record